Plasmodium reichenowi is the source of this 2829-nucleotide messenger RNA. Its product is annotated as GTP-binding protein, putative. The record is from RefSeq and is a predicted model, not a curated record. Gene Ontology annotation, molecular function: GTP binding. The transcript has a single exon. NCBI's taxonomy places the organism in Eukaryota, Apicomplexa, Aconoidasida, Haemosporida, Plasmodiidae. Bases 1 to 2829 code for a protein of 942 amino acids.
AUGAACUAUAAUAAAAUUUCACUUUAUAUAAUAAUUUUUUGUUUUUCCUUAUCCUUUUUUCACACAUUUAUUGUUAUAAAAAAGUUUAAUAUAUAUUCUAAACAUCUAUUUCCUCAGACCUAUAACACAUACACACAUAAUAUAUCGAAAAAGAAAAAAAAAAAAUGUACAUAUAAUAUUAAUUAUUAUUAUUAUUCUUCCUUACCGUAUGUAGAGGAUUUUAAUAUUGCAAGGGACAAAAAAUGUGCCUUCUCAAUAUAUUAUAUGAACCAUAAAAGUGAACAAAAAAAUGAUCAAAAAAAUGAUCAAAUAAAUGAACAAAAAAAUGAACAAAUAAAUGAACAAAUAAAUGAACAAACAAAUGAACAAAUAAAUGAUCAAACAAAUGAACAAAUAAAUGAACAAAUAAAUAACAAUGUGUCGAAUAUAACCAAUGUUGACCAUAUAAGAGAAAACCAAGAUCAUAACAUAUUUAGAGAUUGUAAUAAAAUGAUAGAGCCAAAAAAAAAAAAAAAAAAAAAUAUUAAAAUGAAUAAAAUAAGAAUAAAAGUAAUGAAAGAAAAUAAAAUGAAAAAUAAAAAAUUGAUGAAAAAAAAAAAUACAUUUAAUAUAAAUCAAUAUAGUACAUCAAAUGGUAACAAUAUGAUCAAGGAGGGAAAAAAAGAACAAAAACAAUAUGAUGAUGAAAAAGGUCAAGAUGAUGAUGAUGAAAAAGGUCAAGAUGAUGAUGAUGAAAAAGGUCAAGAUGAUGAUGAUGACGAAAAAGGUCAAGAUGAUGAUGAUGAUGAAAAAGGUCAUGAUGAUGACGACGAAAAAGUUCAUGAUGAUGAUGACGAAAAAGGUCAUGAUGAUGAUAACGAUAACCAUAACGAUAAUUAUUAUGAUCAAAAUGAAUUUAUUCACAUUUCAUCUAAUAAGGAUUCUAAACAAACACUUAUUUCAAACGCACAACAAAUAAAUGAUAAUUACAUUUAUGAUAAAGAAAAAAGGUCCUCAAAUGUAUAUAUCGCUAAUAAUAUAAUACAAAACAAGAGUAAUAAGGAAGAUAUUCAAAUUGAUGAUGUACAGACUGAAGAAAAUAAAAAGAAUAAAAAAAAGAAAGAUGUUGAAUUAAAUAUAAUCAGGAAUUUACCAUUAAUAUCAAUUAUUGGUAGACCUAAUGUUGGUAAGUCUACCAUUUUUAAUCGACUAACGCGAAAAUAUCAAGAUGGUAGUAUUGUUUUAGAUGUUAGUAGUACGAGAGAUAAACUUUAUGGAGAAGUUGAGUGGGAAGGAUAUAAAUUUGAACUUGUAGAUACAGGAGGUUUAGUUUUUGAAGAAGAAAAGUUUUCAAAAGAAAUAAAGGAUCAAAUUCUUAUGGCUCUAAAAGAAUCAUCAGUUGUUAUUUUUGUCGUUGAUGGUAUACAUGGUGUGGACCCACGAGAUAUCGAAAUUUGUCGUUUUUUAAGAAAAUAUAUACUUUUGAAACAUCCACAAGGAGAAAAUAUAAAUAAAAAGGAACAACAAAUGGUAAAUUCAACUGCACAGGUUAAUACACAUAUAAAAGAGUUACAUAAUAAUAAUAAUAAUAAUAAUAAUAAAGAAGAAGAAAUAGAAAGAUAUGACACAAUUAAUCAGUGUCAUACAAAGAAUAGUAUAAAGAAAGAAACAUCUAAUAGUACACAUAAGAAUGUUAAGAUUUAUCCUAAAGAUGAGUAUAAGAAAUUACCUCUAAAAGUUAUAUUAUGUGUUAAUAAAUGUGAAUCUUAUAAAGAUGGUUUUUAUAAAGCACAAGAAUUUUGGUCCCUUGGAUUUGGUAACCCUUUUCCAUGUAGUGGGAUCCAUGGAAAUGGUCUUUCAGAAAUUCUAGAUGAAUGUAUUAAACAUAUAGAGAAAAUAAAAAUAAAUGAAGAACAUGAUGAUAUAAAUGAAGAAAAUACUAUAAAUAUUAGUUUUAUAGGCAAACCGAAUACGGGCAAAUCAAGUAUAUUAAACAAAAUAUUAAAUUGUAAUCGUUUUAUCGUUUCUCCAUUAGCUGGGACAACCGUAGAUUCUAUUGAUGUUCUUGUAAAAUUAAAACAAAGUGAUCGUAUAUAUCGACUUAUUGAUACGGCAGGAAUACAGAAAAGAAAAAAAAAUGUACCAUUUAAUAAUAAAACUAAAUAUGAAUAUCUAUUAUAUAAUCGAACAGAAAAAGCUAUAAAAAGAAGUGAUGUAUGUAUUCUUGUAAUAGAUUCAUUUAAUGGUAUUAGUACUCAAGAUAUAAAUAUUGCUAGAAAAAUUGUACAAGAAAAUAAAAGUUGUAUUAUUUGUUGUAAUAAAUGGGAUCUCAUAUAUAAUAAAAAUGAUAUUUUUAAUGAUACCAAAAAUUAUGUUCUAAAUCUACUAAAACCUAUAGACUUUUCUAAUAUAAUCUUCAUUUCGGCUAAAACCUCACAAAGGUUAUUAAACAUAUUUCAUCUUGCUGAAGAAACAUAUAAAAAUUAUACAAAACGUGUUAAUACUAAUACUCUUAAUGAAAUCAUAAAAGAAGCAUUACUCCUAAGACCACCCAUACCUAUUAAAAAUAAAUCAUUAAAUAUAUAUUAUGCUUUCCAGUCAAAUAUUAAACCACCAAGUUUUAUCUUCUUCUGUAAUUCAGAAAAAUCAGUAUACGCUAACUAUACAAAAUAUUUAGAAAAUAAAAUACGAGAAGCAUUCGACAUUAAAGGUACACCUAUCAAAAUUUAUUACAAACAAAAAAAAUUAAGAAAAAUUAUUAACAAAGAUAAAACACCUGACAAAUAUAAUCUCGACAUACAUGCCAUUCAAAAAAAUUUUGAAAAAAUCCAAUCUAUAAGAAAAACAUGA